This is a messenger RNA of Hemiscyllium ocellatum (epaulette shark), 1344 nucleotides long. It is a transcript of the gene nr1h4, whose product is annotated as nuclear receptor subfamily 1, group H, member 4. Gene Ontology annotation, biological process: positive regulation of transcription by RNA polymerase II; cell differentiation; bile acid signaling pathway. The record is from RefSeq and is a predicted model, not a curated record. Bases 1 to 1344 code for a protein of 447 amino acids. Gene Ontology annotation, molecular function: RNA polymerase II cis-regulatory region sequence-specific DNA binding; zinc ion binding; bile acid binding. NCBI's taxonomy places the organism in Eukaryota, Metazoa, Chordata, Chondrichthyes, Orectolobiformes, Hemiscylliidae. The transcript is spliced from 9 exons.
AUGGCAGACCAGCCCAGUCUAUCCCUGCAAGUUCCAGAUGCAUCUGCCUACGCUCAAUAUUCAAGCACAUCUCUACCAUCGAUGCAGCUGUGCUCCAUUGCCAAUCCUUAUUACCCCAGCAACAACUACUACACCCAGUACUCUGACGCCUGGUACUCCUCAGCCAUGUACGAUGCUAAGAAACUUUCCUGUGACACCAUCUUUCACGAAGACAUAGAUGAAUGUGACAUCACGGUUACCAAGAAGUCCAGGCUGGGCUCUCUGUCUGGGAAGCUGAAAGGUGAUGAGCUGUGUGUUGUGUGCGGUGACAAGGCUUCAGGAUAUCAUUACAAUGCACUCACCUGUGAGGGCUGCAAAGGAUUCUUCCGUCGCAGCAUCACUAAGAACGCGGUGUACAAGUGUAAGAACGGAGGGAACUGUGAGAUGGAUAUGUACAUGAGGCGGAGGUGUCAGGAGUGUCGCCUGAGGAAAUGUAAGGAAGUCGGAAUGCUGGCUGAAUGUGUCAGCACGGGUCUAUUAACUGAAAUUCAGUGCAAAUCAAAACGACUGAGGAAAGCCCCAACACUGCCUUCAGUGGAGCCCAGCCAAGAGACUGCUGAUGGAGUCGAUUCCAAACUAGUGACCUCCACAACAAGACACAACAAACACAAAAUAGAGUUCACCCAGAAGCAACAAGAUCUACUGAGGCAUAUCCUCGAUGCUUUUUCCAAGUAUCGAAUCCCUCAGGAAGUCACCAAGAAGCUACUACAACAGAGAAGCAGCACUGAGGAGAACUUCCUCCUGCUCACUGAAACAGCCACCAGCCAUGUACAGGUGCUUGUUGAAUUCACAAAGAAGUUGCCCGGGUUCCAGAUGUUGGACCAUGAGGAUCAGAUAGCCCUGCUGAAAGGCUCUGCUGUUGAGGCCAUGUUCCUUCGGUCUGCUCAGAUAUUCAGCAGGAAGAUUCCUUCUCAGCAGAGUGAGUUGCUGGAGGAUCGAAUCCGUCACAGUGGUAUAGCCGAGGAGUACAUCACUCCCAUGUUUAACUUCUAUCGAAGUAUCGGGGAGUUGAAGAUGACACAAGAGGAAUUUAGUCUAUUAACAGCCAUCAUCAUUCUGUCACCAGAUCGUUCUUUCGUGAAGAAUCGGGAAGCCAUCGACAGACUUCAGGAGCCAUUGUUAGAGAUCCUGCAGAAAUACUGCAAGCUGAACCACCCGCAGGACCCCCAGCAUUUUGCCCGGUUGCUGGGGAGACUCACCGAGCUCAGGACAUUUAACCACCAUCACUCGGAUAUGCUGAUGUCCUGGAAGAUCAAUGAUCAGAAGUUCACGCCUCUUCUCUGUGAGAUCUGGGACGUGCAGUGA